Ambispora gerdemannii is the source of this 245-nucleotide messenger RNA. Lineage: Eukaryota; Fungi; Glomeromycota; Glomeromycetes; Archaeosporales; Ambisporaceae. The record is from the annotation of a GenBank genome assembly.
AUGCCUAAACUCCACGAACUAACGGGCCAAAUCACCAGCAAAGAACCCCGUAAAGUCUAUGAUAAAAAAAGCCCUUAUCACGGUAAUACUCAUUAUAAACUCCAAGCUCUCAUUGAGAAUAAAAAGAAAGAAGAAAACCUCUUUGUUUAUCCUAAUUUAGUUAGCCCAGCCAUCUUUCAGACCGUGGAACAAAGUCAGUAUAUCGAUAAAAGAUAUCUUUUUUUUUGCACCAAAAAAGCCAAAGG